Messenger RNA from Schizosaccharomyces osmophilus, 1194 nucleotides. RefSeq lists its product as uncharacterized. The coding region runs from base 1 to 1194 and encodes 397 amino acids. NCBI's taxonomy places the organism in Eukaryota, Fungi, Ascomycota, Schizosaccharomycetes, Schizosaccharomycetales, Schizosaccharomycetaceae. The record is from RefSeq and is a predicted model, not a curated record. The transcript has a single exon.
AUGAGUUCUUUCGCAGGAAAAUCAACAGAUUUAGCCUCUAAGGCUAAGAAGUACAUGUCAAGUCCAGGCUCUGUUCACAACGCAGAUCAAAACUUUAGUAAUGAUGAACAAACCAGAGCUGGUGGAAACUUUGAUAGCCGCUAUGGAAAUGAAGAACGCGGUUACAGCAAUGCCGAUCAUAGUGCUGCUCCCGAAUACUCUCAUCCUUCUCAAGGUGAUCCUUACAGUGGGCAAACAGCAGACACCGGCCGUGGAUACUCUUCACAGAGGGGUAACACCGGUUCAGGUCAGAAGUAUGGCAGCGAUCAAAAAUACGAUUCUUCUGACUUAGGUGGUGGUAACGGCAAUUAUCGUAAACCUAGUCAAACUGAAGGUUACACCCAAAACACCGAGUACGGUUCUAGCCAAGGAACCGAGGAUUAUGGUGAAAGCUACGGACGUCGUGGCGGUGGUGGUUCUUAUGGAUCCUCUGGUGCUACGGGAGGUGCCUACACCACUGCUGGAGACUAUGGUGCUGGUGAUGAUUCUUAUGGAUCCACUGGCGGUUCCAAAGGUGGUAACUACAGCACCGCUGGAGACUACGGUGGUGGUAGAGGAACAAGCACCUACAAUGCCUCCGACCAAGAUACUUACAACACGGGAAGCAAUGUAAAUAAAGGCAAUCAAUAUGACUCUGGCCAAUAUGACAAAUACAGUACCGGCCGUAAUCAACCCACUACUGGAGCCAGCCAAGGAAACUACAACACCACUGGAGGUGAUGAAGGCUACCUAGGAUCUGGAAGAGAAGGCUAUCAGAGCAAUUCCGGCAGCUUAGGUGAAGAAGGUCAAUACGGAUCUAAAGCCGGUCAAACCGCUAGCGGCUCCAAGGAUGAAGGCUAUAACGCUGGCAAGUACACAACUGACCCUACAGCCACCUCUAGCAGAGCAGGAGGAUCUGAUCAAGCCGGUCAAAACUUGAGCCAAAGUGGUGGUCAAAAAUUAGAUCAGGCUGGCAACGCUGCCCAACGUGGUAAGAGUGGCACUCAAGGUGUUAAAUCUGAAGCUCAAGAUUUGGGCAACGAUGCCCAACACCAUGCUUCAUUGGCCUCGAGGAUGAAGGGAGGCAUGGAAAAGAUGUUUGGCAAAAUGACUCACGAUGAUGAUCUCGUCCAAAAAGGAGAAACCAUGAAAUCCGGUGGUGGAAACCGCUUGUAA